This is a messenger RNA of Hylaeus volcanicus, 8104 nucleotides long. RefSeq lists its product as uncharacterized. The record is from RefSeq and is a predicted model, not a curated record. Bases 160 to 7485 code for a protein of 2441 amino acids. The transcript is spliced from 12 exons. NCBI's taxonomy places the organism in Eukaryota, Metazoa, Arthropoda, Insecta, Hymenoptera, Colletidae.
UUAAUAUAUACGUCCUUUCAUGAAAAAACUGUAGAAGUUUAUUAUCACAAUAGUUUUACUGUUUUUAAAAUUGGACACAUUUUUUACUCCUUCCUACUAGUUAAAAAAAAAGAAACCUUUUUUUUUAAAGCAAAGACCAAUACAACAUUCAUUUCAAAAAUGGGAGGUUGUUAUUCACAUUUACCUCAUCAAUCGCAGUGUUUACUACAAAAGAAAAUUCCUCGACCACCUCAUACACUCCAACCCGAUCAAGAGAAAAAAAAAAUGUCUCUAAAACAAGUAGCAGUAAAAAAUACGAAAACUCUUCCAUUUAUAGCUUCGAAAAAUGGUACUUUAGCCUUAAAAAAUGUUAUAUCAAAAGCAACUUUAAAUGGGAUUUUCAAUACAAAAAACCAAAAAUAUUAUGAAGAGCUUUCUCCCUUAAUGAAUUCUAGCGUUUAUCAAUCAUCCCAAUCCAUUAUUUUGAAAAAAAGAAUACCCUUGUUUUUAAAAGAUAACUGUGUUUUUCCUUCUAGUUUGAUACAUGACGAGCAAGAGUCUGAAAUACUCAAUAUGAGUUCAAGUGAAUCAUUGCACAAACUAACAGAAUUAUUUAUUAACGAUCAUCUGACAUCAAACAAAGUCGAGUGUGGAACCCCACAAUUAUAUAAAGCCGCUUGCUGUUACUGCCCAAUGAAUGAAACAUGCCCUUGCCAACUUUCUCCAGAGAAAUGUGAACGAAACAAAACGUUUCCUUCUGCACCACCUAUUAUUUGGGAUGCAUUACUUUCUUAUCCUUUACAUGUUUUGAAGAAUUGUGCCACGGCUUAUCGUGAAGUUUUAUUUUCUCGAUUUUCUGUGGCUCUUUCAUUCUAUUGUUGUUAUGAUAUGUAUUGUCUUGAUCAUGCACUUCCAGGCUCUUGGUAUCAAGAACGUCAGAGGCAUCGAACAUGCUUAUACUACGCGGAAAAAUUUUUGAACGAGUCUUAUACACUACUGUCCAAUAGCCUAACGUCGAUGCAAACCUGUUCUUUUCCUAUACUUCCUUCUUACGGAGGGAAUACAGAUUUUUGGGAUCAAAGUCUUCCUGGACAAGGUGGAAUCGAGGGUCCCUCUUUGAUACCUUCUGAGUUCCGUGGUCAUUUAGUUGCUUGUCGUUCUAACGCUUCUAAAGAUCAUUCUAGCGGUAAACGAAAUUUCGGAAUUGUUUACGAACUGGAACCUUUAUGUUGUGGUCUUCUUUGGAAACGAACGCUUCAAACGGGUAUAGGGUGGCGACGCCCUGGCUUGCGUUCGCUCAUCACUUUACGGUAUUCAUUUUUGGCUUCGUCCCUAAACAAGGAGUCUUUUAAUACGAUUUUAGAAAAUUGUGAACAUUGGAACCAUAUCACUGUGUCAACAUUCCAUUUGCCAAGGUUUCAUGAUAUUCAUUUCGAGAGAACUGUAAAUGAAAAACAUACAUUUCAAGAAACCCUCUUAAUUUUUUUAAAAAAUCAACUCAAUAUUACGAAUGCCGUUGGGGAUUUGCUUUUCAACUUUUUUCAAAGUUUCAUCCAUUCUAUGAUCAUUUUAGCUAAAACCAUGACUCGAGACGAAGUUGCUUCUGUAUCCUCCCCCUUUUUCAAUUUACUUUUACCUACAACAAAAGACUCCCUAUCCUUACUUGUAUGUUUAGAAAGUUGGGAUUCUGUCAUUCCUCUUCCCCAGAAAACACAGUCAUGUGGUUCUUGUUUUCUUAUAUUAAAAACGUUACACCGAACUUUUGAUUUUUCUUCAUUUUCAAUACGUGAUUCAAAACUUAUUCAUGAUGAGGUUUCUUUAUUUGAUAAAAAACCAGUAUUUCAAAGCUUUGUUACAAUACAACUUAAAUAUACUCUAAAUGAAGCCUUCGAGACUGAGUCGUUUUUUGAUAUGAAUACUUUCCGUUUUCAAAUGAAUUCCAAGUCUAUGCCUGAAGCAUUUGACAUUGCGUUGACGCAUUUCACCGUUGGAAGUUCUGGAGAAAUAUGGAUUCCAUUCAUGCUGACUAAAAACACAAUUUUGCACUCUAUCCUUCAAAAAAAUUUAAAUCUGGACUAUAUCACCGAUGAAAAAGUCAUAUGUUUUCAUGUCAAACUUUUGAAUAUUGAAUUACCUCCAACAAAAGUACUUGAUAAUGAAAGAAAUUUUUAUUCUGAUAUUUACUCCCCACAAGAUCCAACUUCAAACUACGUUGUAUCUCUUCAUUCUUUAGCAAAGGUGGACACGGACUUUUUAACUCAAGUUCAAUAUUUUAUGAAACAACCUUAUUCCAAAGCCUUUUGGACAACGCAGCAAAUUGAAGACACAACUGACAUUAACGGCAAUAAACUUAGCACAAUAAUAUGUCCUUACUGCGAUAAAGAUGUUUACUCAGCAGUCGUACAUAAUGUACGGAACCUUAUAGACGGGUGUUUUACGUGUACAACUGAUUUCAAUCUUUACCCUUCACUUGAUGUGUUAGGAGAAAAAAUGAAUCUUCAAAAACAAUUUCACAAUCUUUUUAAUGAUUGUUACUUUUCGAAAAUCGCCAUGUGGAAGUAUGAUAGCAGUUAUAAAUUGAAAUGGACGCAAUAUCAAUUGUUCUCUAGUUUGACGAAUCAUGAUUUGUUCCUUCAAGCGAAUACAUCGCCUUUAGUAGUUUUAGGUCUAGAAAGUACUAUUUGGUCCACAGUUCUUCCACAUCAUUCGUAUAUUGGAAUGUGCCGAUUAUCAAAGAGAUUAACACAAUUGACUUCACAUGAUCCUUUAUGGAACAAUGUUCUUCACUGCUUUAUACAACCCUUUAAAUUGUAUUUUAGUAACUCUGUUUUUAACCCACCUGAUGUUUGUAAUACAAUAGUUCGAAAAAUUUCAAACGCACCAGUGCUUUCUCAAGAAUUCCAAGCCUUGUCAAUUCUUCACCCUAACACUUUUUUGGGGAGUGUGGUAGCGUUACCCUCCACAAUUUCUUUAUGGCCUUCCAUCUGUUCAAAUAAUACUUUAUCUAUUUUUGAUAUUUUAAACAAAAAGAUUCAAGAUGCUGUGUACUUUAAUAAACAAAAAGUCGAAAAUACGUUCAGUGCUAAAACGUGUAUAGGAUACAAGUGGAACUCUGAAAAACGAACUGUUACGAUAUUUACAGAAAAUAAACAACCAACAACAUUAGUAGAUGAUUCAAUUUUUCUUCUUUUUAAAUCAUUAAUUUCUAUUUUUUGUGAUAUGAAAGAUCGUCAAUUCACUAUAGAAUCGAAUUGGUCGGGAAAUCCUAUCAUAAAUAACAUGAAAGAUGAAAUGGGUCAUUCAUUGUUGACUGAGCCACAAUUGAUAAUCAAUUCUUUUUUAAAAACUUUUUCCAUGUCCAUUUCAAUAGACCCAUCAAAUUCGUUACAUAAAGAGAAAAAUGAGUUAGUUUUUGUUCCAAGUAUGCGAAACUCUUUUGCGAAUUCUGAUCAUUUUAUACCUUCCGGAGUAUUUAUACAAGGAUUAAGACAACAGCUUUACGUUUUUGAAAAUUUGGUAAAUUUCAAAACAACGUAUUCUUCCCUUUUAUCAUAUCUGACUCAAUUUCUAAAUCGGUGGCCUGGUUAUCUUUAUUUUCGUGACGCAAUGAUAGCUCACGGAUAUAUAGAAACAUUAUGUUCUGAUCUUUUAGAACAUUUAAAACAUUCGUUUGUAUCACCAGUUGCAAACAAUCUUCUCACUAUAAUUUAUUGGGCAAAUAAAAAAAAAAAAAAAAAUGUUUGUUUUUUAUUAUGUGCACCAUUAGCAGCUGUUCUCAUUAUUAAAUGUUUAACUUGUAAAAUUGCUCGUUUUUUAAGCAGCGUAAACAUUUGUCAAAACGUAGAAAAAACUAUUAAGGAACAUGUGACUAUUCUUUUAAAAGUAACGCGAACAUCUUCAAUGUCCGAUCAUAGAGAACAAAUAUUUUCAUUUUGGUCUCUCUGUUUCGCGUUUGACCAGCAACAAUAUAUCCGCAAUGUUAAAAAGACAUUCCGCCAUGUUUUGCAAUGGGCGUCAAAAUGUUUUCAAAAUGAUAUUUUUACAUAUCUUUUACAAAAAACCGAAGAAGUUCAAUUUAACGGACUCAGUUAUAGUGCCGCUUUAAACCUAUGUCUUCCUAGAAAAUGUUUUUUUCAUUCACUUUUUUCUACAAACACGUCCAUCAAAGCUGUAUCUCGACCUAAAAUUUCCGAAGAAGUACUUGAACAAUUUUUUUUUUCAAUACUGAAUUACGGUCCUCUUGACGAGUCUUUGCGUAGUCGUUUAACACUAUGGAGUGAAUCUGUAUCGUCUGAAAUUAUCCACAUUCCAACAGCAGACGGACUGCACGUCUACUGGUCUACACUCCAAUGUAUUAAGAGUCAUAAUCUUCUUCACCCUUCCCUUCUUGAUACAUUUUACAUUUUUCUAACAAUGUUUGCAUUCCAAUACGUUUUAUCCUUUGAUCCUUGGUUAGGCUUUUUCACUAACAGUGACAUCAUAUCCGCAACACAACGUGAAAAGAAAGACACAAAACUUUCAGCUUGUAAUCAAAUUCCUUCAAUGGCCCAGUGGUUUGAAACGACCACGUGGUUUGAGCCAUUGCUUGUAACACUGAACGCUAUUAUUCUCUCACAGGAUGACGACAAUUACAACGACACUAAAAUGUUUUUUCCAGGAAAUAUUAAAGCAAUGCUUUACACAACAAACGCUUUAUUUAUGCUUUACACAUAUGGAGAUCACAAGAAUUUCAGUAGAUGUCUUCAUGAAGCUUUCAGUAUAACUUUAAAAAUGCCUCCGUUUUCAAUGUUUUCCUGUUUUUGUCUUAUAGCUUUAGAAUAUUUAAAAGGUUGGGGUCAAGAAGAAACACCAAAAACCCAAAUGUGGGCAUCUUAUUUUCGCUACACUAGACGAACAUGGCCACUUACUCCGUUUCAUAUCGGUUUGCCCGAUUGUUGUCCCGCCAGUCUCAUACCUUCUCAACUACAGGAAACAUGGUCUGUCACAAAAAGCCGACCAAACGCAACAGCUGCCAUAUAUCAACAUUUUAAACUCAAGGAAACAGAAGAUGCAAUGACACCCACUAAGACUAUCUUACCUACCGAAAGUACUACCAUUUCACACAACGUAUUGAAGGAUGAUCCUGACACGAAGAAAAAAGAACAGGCUAUUACAAGUGAUCUUGCUAUUCACCUGAUGUGGAAUAUAUCAUCGACGUCUCCAGAUUUUUUUUUAUGGUUUUACUCCUGCGUUAUUUCGCCAUGUUUAGUUUUCCUAGAACUGCAAAGUGAUUUUAAUUCUUUACAUAUUUCACCAUUCCUACGAGAUGAUUAUGUUACGUUUUUGAAUUGUAAUUCUAAAACUUCUUUACGAAAACACUCUCUAUCACCGUCUCAAGUCGUUAGCAAAAUUUCUUCAAAUUGUAUUGAAUUCAAAAAAAAAAAUGUGAAUCUUUUUCUUACAAAGAAUUUGCCUUCCGCUUCGUGCUACAUGUUAGGAAACAAUUCUGUAGCAGGCUCUCUAGGGGUAGGAUACCCUAGACAUCUUAUGCAUGAGGAAACGCUUUACGAGAUAGCACCCGAACUCCGCGAAGAAAACUGUAUUUCCAAACUCUCAGGUAUUGAUGUAUGGUGUGCAGGUAAUCCAAUACCCAUGUAUUUCACUCCAAAAGCCUCUUCCAUCGUUUCUGGAAACUACCACACAGUGCUCUUAACUGAAAAAACACACGAAAUAUACACGUGGGGGUGCAACCAAUACGGUCAAUGUGGAGUCCCCAGCGCUUCAAAUGAUAACAAAAGUUAUCGGUGGUCUACUGAUUUGCAUCCGAAAAAAAUUACUAUGGAUUAUUUGAAAUUUGACGUGGUUUCUAUCGUUUUGAAACAAAAGAUUUCAAGUUGGAUGAAUAAUCCAUUUUCUUUUUUCAUGAAUUCGAAAGAGUACCAUCUAUUUUAUGAACAUACAAAAAAGCCGAAAAUGGAUGCAAUCGAAUCAGCUGGUGAAAAGGAUCAAUAUAAUCAUUCUAAUCGUCUUGACACUGCAAUCAUGCAGCCAGUUCGUGUAAACAUGGUAUCGAAUAAACCAAACGAUCCGUUUGUUGAUGUAUACGCAGGAGCGACAUAUUCAAUAGCAAGAACUGCUUCAGGUCACUUAUGGCUGUGGGGAAGUACGGGGGAUGGUUGCCUAUCUAGAGAAUCAAAUCAACUACCUUCACCGCUAGAAGGCAGCAAACUUGCCAAAAAAUUUUUGACCAUUUGCAAGAAAAAAAUAUGUGACAAAGACCAACAGGCCAUUACUAAAUAUAUAAUCUCUCGAUUACACCGUGUUCGUAAAGUUGCUGCAGGAAUGUUUCAUGUUGCAGCAUUAGAUUGUUAUGGCGGCUUAUGGUUAUGGGGUCAAUCUGAAGCAGGUCAAUUGGGAUUUGGUUUAACUUCACCAAAUAACUUUUCACUCAAUUCUCCUUUGUUACAUUCUCAGGCAGUUUUUUUGCCCAGACGACUUCGAGUUUUUAUUUUAAAUUUUAACUUGUUUUCGCAAAUGGAUUUCAAACAAGGUCAAACACUUCAAUUCUUUUCAGAAACAGUUUAUACUAGACUUCGUCAAAAAAUUGCAGAGUUUUUAACACUGAUAAAAAUUGAUGGCAAUCAUUGGAAAACGCUACCACCAAGUCUCAUAAGCUGUCGGUUAAUUCCUAGAUUUGAUUGCCUUCUUUUCAGUCUAACUGACCAGUUCCUUUUAGACUUUUCAGAACUUAACGUGUCUCAUAUUUUAUCACCAUCGCCUCUUAUAACUGAAGAGUUACAAUUCAAAUUAGUCAGCUGUGGUGAAGCGCAUACCAUUUCUGUAGGUGUAACGUACUAUGGCCAAAAUGAAGUACAAUGGUUACUAUCCUGGGGUCAAUCCAAGUAUGGUCAGCUUGGUAUUGAUUUUGACUUAGGGAACGAACAUCAACAACCAAAUAUUGACAUUGCUGCUUGUUUCAAUUUUCGUUCGUUAUCAGAUGCUGUUAUUUCAGAAAACCACGUUCGAGCAACUCCAUGUAUAGUCAACCGGAAAAACGACUUGAAUGCCUCAUUCAAUGGGUCCAUUAUGACUUGUGCCUCCGGCGGUUGUUGUAAUGCUAUUAUUUUAGACACCAACAUGAUUGCAGUUUGGGGCUUAAACGAUUUUGGCGCACUCUGUUUUAAUGAACAAAGGUUUCCCGAAAUUCGAACACCUAAAAUCGUUCACAUUUUUGAACCUGAUUUCGGUAUUGUAACAGAUGUUGUAUUCGCCAUGGGAAAUUCCCUCACAUUUUUUUUAUCAAAAAAAGGAAAAGUCAAAAGUUUCGGUAAAGAUAAUGCUGGAUCAAGUGGUAGUCGAAUCAAGCACACAGGAAUUAUUCGAUCAUUGAUUGAUUGCAUGGAUAUGCAACAUUUUAAUUCAAAAUCUUUGCAACUUCCAUUAAACUUCCCCGUUUGCCGAAUUUCAGCCGGUAUCGCACAUACUGUAUUUCUUCCAAUGCAAAAAAAAAGAUUUCUCUCACAAUGAAGUUAUUGAAGCGAAAGCAUUUCGAUUGUCCAGAAAUUUAUUUGAAUCUGUUUAUUGACACAAAUUAAACCAACCCGUAUAAUUUGAUUCAUUGAGUAAUGUUUUAUGUUUAGAUAAUUUUUUUUUUAAAACAAAAAACACUUGAAAGGCUCAAAAAAGUCAGAAAUCGGUUAUGUUUCCAACCACCUUUUCGUAUAGUAUUCUAAAGUCGUUAACUUAAAGAACUCUAGUAUUUUGUUGUAAAUGGAGUUUUAUAUUUCUAGUAAAGAGUUGACAGAAAAAUUGGUUGCUUACACUUGUUUUAAGAAAUACAAAUGUUAAGAGUACUGUCGUAUUUCUUCUAAGCUAUGUUUACGCACAAUAUUACAAUUGUUAUAAAAAUUUCACCAAAAAAAAAAUUUUGAAAGCAUAAAGUCCUUAACUUCUCCAAUUAAGUCUCGGGUUUUUUGACGAAAAUGUUCAUUAUUAAAAAAGUAACAAAGUCUCUCGUAAUCCAUCCUUAACCCAUUACACGUUAUAUGAUCAACCACGACAUUAUUCGAUGGAAACAAACCCAAUUCAAUCAUGUCGUUAGUAAACGAAGUAACAUACUGCGAAAUGUCUUUCAAGGAUUUAGACA